GUUCUGGCGCUCUUCGGUGUUUAUUUGGCGCAGAGCGCUGAGUGGGCGUGUCUGAACGGCAGGUGAAGGCGUGGGCUACUCAGUCCAAACCGGCCGCGAGGCUGAGGCCAGCGUCUUGUUCGGAUUUGCCCAUUCCACCUUAAACGAUGCCACAGUUAGAGGCGCCACAAUGUAUCUGCUGGUCCAUUUAAGGUGGAACGGGAGCUCUGCCUGCUCUGUGUUUGGGAAUCUGGACUGAUCUGCUGCAGGUUUGACAGCCUGGAACCAUAAAGUCUCGUUAUUUGGUGUGUUAAACGUGCGUUUUCCCCUUUAUGCAGUAAAAGCCACUCCUCUCAGUUAUCGGCUGUUCAUCUGAGACAGUGUUUUGAUGGAAACAGGGAUGCAUUACCGCAGGACCAUCUGGCCGUCUGAGCUGAGUUUGGACAUCAGAUCCGGGUGAACAGAACCGACCUGGGAAUGUAAACACAGGGCAGUGAACGGGGUGGGAAUAUGUUUAUGUAUGUAUAGCCCCCUUUUACCCUGUUCUUCAGUGGUCAGGACCCCCAUGGAGCCUCACAGAGCAGGUUCCAUCAACCCUGCGCCCCCUCUCAGGAACGUUGUGGAUCUGUCCAGCCCCUAGAAGGUGAUUCCUGUAGAGACGACUGGUUACAUUAAGUCACCCUGCAGCACACAUCUGGGAUCGUUGUGGAACCGUCUGUCCUCCAGAAGGUGAUUCCUAUAGACACUCCUGAAACACAUGACAUCUUGGUGCAAGGUGUCUUCUGCACACAUCAGUACUUUUACCUCUGCAAACACAUCGGAUGCCAAAAAAUGGAAUACGCUUCAGAGCUAAAAUCAGAAGAGAUUAAGUAUGAGAAUAUGGAAUACUUAAUCAGCUCCAGUUCACAGCCAACAUCACCUGGUACAUCUCAAACACAGACAAAUGAAAGCAAUGAGAGAGUUCACUACUGCUCUGACUGUGGAAAGAGUUUUAAAGAACAACGUGAUCUCCAGCAACACCAGUGCAUUCACGGAGGAGAGAAACCGUAUCACUGUUCAGACUGUGGGAGAAGUUUUAUUCUACAGCAUAACCUAAAGAAACACCGGUGCGUUAUUAUAGAAGUUGAGCCAUAUUCCAGAGGAAAAAAUCAUCUAAAAAAUCAUCAAAACAGAGAAAAGGAGUUAUAUGACUGCUCAGAGUGUGAAAAGAGUUUUACUACACAUAAUAAUCUUCAAGCCCACCAGCGUGUUCACACAGGAGAAAAACCAUAUCGGUGUUCUGAAUGUGGGAAAGGUUUUACUAGACAGAGUAGUGUCCAAAUACACCGACGCAUUCACACAGGGGAGAAGCCGUAUCACUGUUUAGAGUGUGGGAGGAGUUUUACUCGGCAAAAUAAUCUCCAAACACACCAGCGCAUUCACACAGGCGUGAAACCGUAUUACUGCUCAGAGUGUGGGAAGAGCUUUAGAGAUCCAAGUACUCUCAAGAAACACCAGCGUAUUCACACAGGAGAGAAGCCGUAUCACUGCUCAGAGUGUGGGACGAAUUUUAGUCAGCAGAUUCAUCUUCACCUUCACCAACGCAUUCACACAGGAGAGAAACCACAUUACUGCUCAGAAUGUGGGAAGAGCUACAGGCAUUCGAGUUCUUUACAGAGACACAACCAGACUCAUUUUGUGCACCUGUAUCACUGCUCAGGAUGUGGGAACAGCUUCAGUAGACUUAAUCAUUUCCAAGCACAUCAGCGCAUUCACACAGGAGAGAAAACGCAUCACUGUUCAGAGUGUGGAAAGAAUUUUAGUCAAAAGGUUAGUCUCCAAACCCACCAGCGCAUCCACACAGGAGGGAAUCCAACUCAUAUCUGCUCAGACUGUGGAAAGAGUUUUAACCAGCUGUGUAAUCUCCAGCAACACCAGCGCAUUCACACAGGAGAGAAGCCUUAUCGCUGCUCAGAGUGUGGGAAGUGUUUUACUCAACAGGGUCAUCUCCAAACGCACCAGCGCGUUCACACGGGAGAGAAGCCGUAUCACUGUUCAGAGUGUGGGAAACGUUUUCCUGUCAAAAGGCUUCUCCAACUACACCAGUACAUUCACACGGGAAAAAAGCCAUAUCAGUGCUCAGAGUGUGGGAAGAGUUUUACUCAACGGAGUCAUUUCCAAACUCACCAGCGCGUUCACACUGGAGAGAAGCCGUAUCUCUGUUUAGAGUGUGGGAAAAGUUUUACGGCCAAAAAGCUUCUCCAACUACACCAGCACGUUCACACAGGAGAAAAACCAUAUCACUGCUCUCAGUGCGGGAAGAGUUUUACUCAACAGAGCCAUCUCCAAAACCACCAGCGCAUUCACACUGGAGAGAAACCGUAUUACUGCUCCAAAUGUGGGAAAAGUUAUACUCUACACAGUACUCUCCAAAAACACCAGCGCGUUCACACAGGAGAGAAACCCUAUCACUGCUCAGAGUGUGGGAAGAGUUUUAAUCAAAAGGUUAACCUACAAAUUCACCAGCGGAUUCACACAGGAGAGAAACCAUAUCACUGCACAGAGUGUGGGAAGAGCUUUAAUCAGAAGAUUAAUCUACAAAAGCACCAGCGCAUUCACACAGGAGAGAAACCGUAUCAGUGCUCAGAAUGUGGGAAGAGUUUUACUCUACAGAGUAAUCUCCAAACCCACCAGCACAUUCACACAGGAAAGAAACCGUAUAACUGUUCACAGUGUGGGAAGAGUUUUACUCUACAGAAUUACCUUCGAAAACAUCAACGCAUUCACACAGGACAGAAACCGUUUAACUGUUCACAGUGUGGGAAGAGUUUCACUCUACAGAAUUAUCUCCAAAAACACCAGCGCAUUCACACAGGACAGACAGUGUGUUACUGUUCAGACUGCAAGAAGAGUUUCAAGCAUUUGACAAGUUUACGGAGACACAAAUGCAUUAAGAAGGAGGCAGAAACCUGACACCUUUGUAUCAGUUUAAUAAACAUAGCUUUUCUGUUUUUUUUUUUUCAUGUACAUGUACAGAGUUGCAUUCAAUUUUUCAUAUUUAUGUCCUAAUAUCUGAUGAAACCAAUUAAUAUUGUAAGAUUGAACAUCCCGACUUGUACAUGUACAUUAACUAUCAACCCAUAAUUUUAAGGUUUUAAUUUUUAUUGCUGUUUAUUAAGUUCCUUAUGAGUUAAAAUUAAAGCAUGUUAUAGAGGUGGUCAAAGUGUUGGUGGUAAAUGUCAUGUAAUUCAGGUUAUUAAAAUCUGACAUCAAGUCA
Molecule: messenger RNA, 3235 nt
Organism: Pygocentrus nattereri (red-bellied piranha)
Lineage: Eukaryota; Metazoa; Chordata; Actinopteri; Characiformes; Serrasalmidae
Product: zinc finger protein 239-like
Exons: 7
Coding region: 811-2931 (706 amino acids)
Biological process (GO): negative regulation of transcription by RNA polymerase II
Molecular function (GO): RNA polymerase II cis-regulatory region sequence-specific DNA binding; DNA-binding transcription repressor activity, RNA polymerase II-specific
Source: RefSeq, a predicted model, not a curated record